Penicillium soppii is the source of this 327-nucleotide messenger RNA. RefSeq names its product PHF5 family protein. The coding region runs from base 1 to 327 and encodes 108 amino acids. Gene Ontology annotation, cellular component: precatalytic spliceosome; U2 snRNP; catalytic step 2 spliceosome. Lineage: Eukaryota; Fungi; Ascomycota; Eurotiomycetes; Eurotiales; Aspergillaceae. Gene Ontology annotation, biological process: mRNA splicing, via spliceosome. The record is from RefSeq and is a predicted model, not a curated record. The transcript has a single exon.
AUGUCUCGCCACCACCCCGACCUCGUCAUGUGCCGCAAGCAACCCGGCAUUUCCAUCGGCCGCCUGUGUGACAAGUGCGAUGGUAAAUGCCCCGUGUGCGAUUCCUACGUGCGCCCGACCACCCUCGUCCGCAUCUGUGACGAAUGCGCCUUCGGAAACUACCAAAACAAGUGCGUCGUGUGCGGCGGUGAAGGAAUCAGUGAUGCAUUCUACUGCUUUGAAUGUACACGCCUGGAGAAAGACCGCGACGGAUGCCCCAAGAUUAUCAAUCUGGGAAGUUCCAGGACAGAUUUGUUCUAUCAAAAGAAAAGUUUCAGGAAUCAAUGA